AUGUCAACGAUCCUCAUCACCGGCGGCGGCCGCGGCAUCGGCUACGAGCUCGCCAAGCAGCUCGUGCGGCUGCCCGCGUCCGAGGUCGCCCUCGUCCUCGUCACGGCGCGCGGGCCCUCGAAGCUCCUCGACGGGCUCGUCGCCGCCUCGGCCGGCCGCGUCCUGCGCUUCCACUGCGAGGCCACCGACGAGCAGUCCGUGCAGGCCUUUGCCGCGGAGCUGGACACCAAGCUCGGCGGCAAAGGUGUCGACAUUCUCGUCAAUAAUAUCGGAGUCAUGCCCAUUACAGAGGGCGGCAUGCACGCGCUCGAUGCCGCGGAGCUGCUGAGCACCUUUGACAUCAACGUCGUCAGCGCGCACCGCAUGACGGUCGCCAUGAUUCCGCUUCUGCAAAAGGGCAGCGGCAAGAAAAUCGCCAAUGUCUCUACCCCGCUGGGAUCAAUCGAGUACGCGAGCCGGUACACGUGGCUCAGCACGCCGGCCUACAAGGUGACCAAGGCGGCGAUGAACAUGAUGACGGCCCAGUACGCCUUGGAUCUCGGCAAGCAGGGCUUCACCGUCGUCGCCGUGUCUCCAGGGUGGCUGCAAACCGACAUGGGCUCCAAGGACGCCGAUCUCGACGUGGACACGGGCGUGAGCGCGCUCAGGAACCUCAUCCUGUCGACCAAGGAGGACGCCAACGGCAAGUUCUUCAACAUUCACGUUCCAGGGUGGGAGAAUGCCAAGGGCCCGAAUCAAUACGACGGUGCCGAGAUUCCGUGGUAG
This is a messenger RNA of Akanthomyces muscarius, 765 nucleotides long. RefSeq lists its product as uncharacterized. The transcript has 4 exons. NCBI's taxonomy places the organism in Eukaryota, Fungi, Ascomycota, Sordariomycetes, Hypocreales, Cordycipitaceae. The record is from RefSeq and is a predicted model, not a curated record. Bases 1 to 765 code for a protein of 254 amino acids.